Molecule: messenger RNA, 683 nt
Organism: Bursaphelenchus xylophilus (pine wood nematode)
Lineage: Eukaryota; Metazoa; Nematoda; Chromadorea; Rhabditida; Aphelenchoididae
Source: the annotation of a GenBank genome assembly
AUGUCUGCUGCCUCUUGCCCAGCCAACUUUGUUGCCCUUAGGGGAGUAAAAAGAAAGGCCGAUGAUGAACUUUUGGAUGGAAUGAAGAAGAGAAGAUUUGAGAAUCUUCAAGAGAUCGAAGAGGAGAAGAAGCUCCAGGAACUGCCAGUGAUAAAGGAAGAGUACGAGGAAGAAGAAGAAUGGGAGAUCCCCGACUUUGCAAGAUCACUUUGCAAAACCUUUUAUAACCACAAUAAUGAGGAUCAAGAAGAGGAAGAGAUGAGACUCGAGGUAAGUAACUUUGGGGUUAUGCUGAGGGUUUUUGGGAUACUUUUGGAUACUUUUUGUGAAAUUUUCGGGAUUCUUUUGAAUUCUGGGGCUCUUUGAGAGCUGUUAAAAUUGAAAUACCAAAUUUUUAUUAUUUUUAUUCUAAAUAACUUGCAUUAAAAUUGCAUUUUGUCUUAGCUCAAAAUUGACCAGUAUAAUCCUAUUUUAUCUGAUUACUUAUUUUUUAUUUUCAGGAGCUCCUCAUUGAAAUGGAAGAUAGAAAAAAGACGGAGCAGUUGAAGCGUGAGGAAGAAGAAGACGCAGAAUACUACAGUCGUCUUUACGAAGAACUGUAUGGAGACGACGAUGAGGACGAUGGCCAAGAAUAUGGGAUGGAAGAGAAAGAAUGGGCUGAAGGUGUGGAUGAAGAAGAAUGA